This is a messenger RNA of Leucoraja erinaceus (little skate), 1878 nucleotides long. RefSeq names its product coiled-coil domain containing 107 (gene ccdc107). Gene Ontology annotation, cellular component: neuronal cell body; neuron projection; intracellular membrane-bounded organelle. Gene Ontology annotation, biological process: synaptic transmission, cholinergic; protein localization to cell surface. The transcript has 7 exons. The coding region runs from base 55 to 1251 and encodes 398 amino acids. The record is from RefSeq and is a predicted model, not a curated record. NCBI's taxonomy places the organism in Eukaryota, Metazoa, Chordata, Chondrichthyes, Rajiformes, Rajidae.
CUGGUACGGCGCGGGCGUCUCCCCUUCCGUAGGGCAGGCGGCGCCGAGGGACUGAUGCCGAGCGGCGGCCUCUCUCCGUACGCAAGGCCGAGGCUGUGUCCGCGGCCUACUCGCCCGCAUGGCGAUUGCCAUGGCGCAGCAGACAGCGCUGGCCGUCUGCCUCUUCAUCUGCGCCUUUGUGGUGGUGCCGAGGAUUCUGCUGGGGUCGGGCGGAGGGAAGAAGGAGGCGGCGGCGCGGUUGUCGGGAGCGGGACACCGGCGCCCAGAGUGUGGGAGGAAACUGAUGCACCCGGGGAAAACCCACGCGGUUACAGGGAGAAAGUACAAACUCCGUACGGACAGCACCCAUGGUCAGGAUCGAACCCGGAUCUCUGGUGCUGUAGCGCAGCAACACUACCGCUGCGCCACUGUGCCACCCCAAAGUGGGACUUGGAAGGAACCAUUGAGAUACAGCUGAUGGCCUAUAGUAUUCACAAUGCAGUAGCAAGUAAAGUCUCAACCUAUGGCUCUGGAAGUGGCCAGCCAGUGUCCUCAAACUCGGAAUCAAAUGACCCCAAAGGACAACCUAAUCUCAGGAUGCAGCCAGCGAGAAAUCAAAAAGAAGCAAAUGAUGAAAAGACUCAAGGCCGAAACAAAGGAUUUAUUUUCCAGUUCUUACCACUUUAUGCAAUAGGGAUUGGUGCAUAUGCUGUUUACAAACUCAUGCAAUUAAAGUUCAACGAAAAUGAAAAACUAAGUAAUGAAAAAAAGAAGCGGGUUGAAGAUGAAAAGAAAAAUACAGAAAAUCAGCUUUCUGAUCUGGAGAUGCGUUUAGCACAGACUGAGAGAAUGUUGGCCUCGUUAGCAAAAGAGUUAGAUCCACUAACCAACAGUGUCAACGCUGUUGCUUCUGGGCAGAAGAAUGAAAUCAUGACACAGCUUCAACAAAUAAGAAAACUGAUAAAAGAGAGGCAGGCACCUGAUGUUGAUGAUGAUCUACUUUCUAUCACUGAGAAUCUCAAAGGAUAUAUCCAGAGCGCUGAGGAAAAGACACAGUUGUCGGAAGAUCUUGCCUUUCCAGAUAGUGAGGAAGAUUCACUAGAGGAUAUUGACUCGAUAAAUAGCAAAGCAUUUCUUCAUGAAACUGAGUCUGUGGACAGCAGCUCCAUAGAGGACUCUGAGGGGGACUUUGAACCGAUGGGGAAUUUGCCAGAAACCCGUGGGGUCAUGGAGUUGAGAAAACGCAACAAACUGAAUGAGUUUUCAAACUGAACUGCUGAGGGUCCCCUUUCAAUAUCUCUGGUUCAUUUUGGUUGGUAUAGUUCGGUUUUGCAUGGUUGAUGCAUCAUUACAUAAGCACACACUCGGGUAGCACAAACUUUAUUGUCUCUACUAUAUACACCAAAGUGUAGACAUGUUUAUUGUAACUAGCAUCCUUAUUCUUUAUUCAAGUAUACUGAUGUUUAUAUAUUAUAUAUAAAUUCACCAAUGAAAGUUAAAGUGAGAAUCCAUUUAAUUACCAACAUAAUUUUAUAAUUAAUUUACCAUUUGUAUGUUAGAAGCCGGAAAUCCCAGAUAGGGAAGAUGAGCUGUUAAAUUGUAGAGGGCGUGAAUUAGGGGCCAUAGAUGUGAGAUCAUUGAUAGACACCGAGUGCUGGAGUAGCUUGGCGAGUUAAGCAGCAUCUCUGAAGAACACGGAAAGGUGAUUUUUCGGGUCGGGACUUCAGACUCGAAAUUUUGCCUAUCCACGUUCUCCAAAGAAGCUGCUUAAUCUGCUGAGCUACACCAGCACUUUGUGUCUUCUUUUAUAAACCAGCAUCUGCAGUUCCUUGUUUCUAUAAAAUCGUUGGAGUUCGAUUUAAAGGGAAGUUGGUAAAAAUAAACAAAAUACUCAGAGUG